GUCCUCCUCCAGCUCCAGCCAGGACGAUGAGAAGUCCACCCUGGAGGAGGUGAGUGAGGGGGCCAUCCCCAUCGACCAACCCCCCCUGGCCCCCUCCACCCCGGGCAGCCAAGGCCCAGAGCUCCCCCUCCAGACCCAGAACCAGCCUGGGACCCAGACCCUCAACAAGUCCAGCUCCUCCCCUGAGCUCCAGGCCCUACCAGAGGCCUUCCCUAAUGCCACAACCGGGCCUGGGGCCGGAGUAGGAGAGGCACCCGAGGUUAGGACACCCUCGGAGGGGAAGAGCCAGCCACAACAGCCCCCGGCGGAGAAGGAGAUGGAGAAGGUGGAGAGUGGAGGAGGAGAGGUGAACGGACAGAGUCAGAGUGGGGAUUCCACCCCAGUGACAGGGGGGUUGUCUGGGGCAUCGGGAGGAGGAGGUUCCUCUUCCUCCCAGGGAGCCAGGAUGAGGCUGGAGUUCCCAGCGCCCCACCAGCCUGGCCCCCUCUCACCCAGCGGAGGGCACCGUCCCAGGGGUCACACCAUCUCAGUGUCGGCCCCCUCCUCCAGGAGAGAGCGGACAGGAGGAGACGUGUACCACACCACCCGGCCCGGACCCACCAACACUGAGAAGACCAGUGGACUCAGUCCCAGGUUAGAUAGACCCAUUCACGCUUAGCAGGCACAAGCACACAAGCACGCAGACACACACAUACAGAGCCUUUCCUAAUGCAAUUAUUUCCUCUCUCUCUCUCUCUCUCUCUCUCUCUCUCUCUCUCUCUCUCUCUCUCUCUCUCUCUCUCUCUCUCUCUCUCUCUCUCUCUCUCUCUCUCUCUCUCCUGUAGUUUUGUAUUCCUUCAGCUCUACCACUCUCCCUUCUUUGGCAACGAGGCCAACAAGCCCCUCCUGCUGCCCAAGUCUCAGGUGAGUGUGUGCUGUAGUGAUUUGUGUGUGUUUAACGGUGUGUGUACUGUAACACGUGUGUGUGUGUAACGGUGUGUGUACUGUAACGUGUGUGUGUUGUCUCUCUCUCUCCUAGCUGAUCGACAGAGCGGUGAAGGUUUUGGACCAGAUGCCUCCGUAUGAUACCCAUAAGAUUGGAGUGGUGUUUGUAGGAGCUGGGCAGGUGAGAGGAGAUACUGUUUUUUCUUUAGUCAUUUCUAGGUCAUUUUUCUUUAAAGGGAUACUGCCAGAUUCUUACCCAGAGUCAGUUGAACGUGUGGAUACCGAGUGGCGCAGCAGUCUAAGGCACUGCAUCGCAGUGCUAGAGGCGUCACUACAGACCUGGGUUCUAUCACAAGCGGCCGUGAUCGGGAGUCCCAUAGGGCGGCGCACAAUUGGCCCAGCGUCGUCCGGGUUAGGGGAGGGUUUGGCCGGGGGGGCUUUACAAGUAGGCUGUCAUUGUAAAUAGAGAAUUUGUUCUUAACUGACUUGCCUAGUUAAAUAAAGGUUAAAUAAAAUAUACAAUUUGUAUGUCUCUGCAUCCAGUAUGAAGUAAGUUAGAGGUAGUUUUGCAAGCCAAUGCUAACUAGUGUUAUCGCAAUUCCUUAAUUCAGAAACUGCUUAAUUGACAGAAUCUCUCAGUAUCCCUUUAAGCCAGGGAUGGGAUACUUUGAUGAACUCAUCAUGAGGGGCCUCAGUGGCUCGCGGGUCUGAUCUCAUCAUGAGGGGCCUCAGUGGCUCUGGGGUCUGAUCUCAUCAUGAGGGGCCCCAGUGGCUCGGGGGUCUGAUCUCAUCAUGAGGGGCCCCAGUGGCUCGGGGGUCUGAUCUCAUCAUGAGGGGCCCCAGUGGCUCGGGGGUCUGAUCUCAUCAUGAGGGGCCUCAGUGGCUCGGGGGUCUGAUCUCAUCAUGAGGGGCCCCAGUGGCUCGGGGGUCUGAUCUCAUCAUGAGGGGCCUCAGUGGCUCGGGGGUCUGAUCUCAUCAUGAGGGGCCCCAGUGGCUCGGGGGUCUGAUCUCAUCAUGAGGGGCCCCAGUGGCUCUGGGGUCUGAUCUCAUCAUGAGGGGCCUCAGUGGCUCGGGGGUCUGAUCUCAUCAUGAGGGGCCUCAGUGGCUCGGGGGUCUGAUCUCAUCAUGAGGGGCCUUAGUGGCUCGGGGGUCUGAUCUCAUCAUGAGGGGCCUCAGUGGCUCUGGGGUCUGAUCUCAUCAUGAGGGGCCCCAGUGGCUCGGGGGUCUGACCUCAUCAUGAGGGGCCUCGGGGGUCUACGUACCACAUCCAUGCCACACAUGCAGUCAGAGCCGGCUCUAGCUGUUUGGGGGCCCUAAGCAAAGUUUUGUUGGGGGGCCCCGCCAUCUUUGCGAGCAAAACAUUUUAGCGUCACCCCUCUUGACAGCGAGAGAAAAAAAUUACAUUUCCUGCAAUUCUACACACUUUGCCACGGGGUGUAGAGAAGAUUUAGCAAUUUUGUGACCAAUUUCCUGCAAUUCACAUUGCCACAGGGUGGAGAGAAAUGUUUGUGUGACUAACUAAAUCAAUGGGGGCCAAUUGGUCGGUAAUUCGACCAUGAUUACUACAAGUUUAGACAGCUGGCCACUAGACUAACUUACCAUUCUAAAAAGGUUUAGCUGACAUUAGGCUAACAAGAGCAAAACUGCCGGUGCACAACCACAUUUGGAAAUUCCACCUUGUAUAUUCUACUAUUCUAACUCUCAACAGUAAGUUGAGACCCCGACUGAGUUCCCCAAAAAAUUAUUUCAGUUUACAUUUUGGGGGGGGGGGGUGCAAUAUGGAAUGUCCACUCAAAUCAAAUCAAAUUGUAUUUGCCACAUGCGCUGAAUACAACAGGUGUAGACAAUACAGUGAAAUGUUUACUUACAAGCCCUUACCCAACAAUGCAGUAAUAAAAAAAAGCUAAUAAACAUGUCUGCAAGGACUCUGUAAACCCUGUGUGGACCGGAGUGGACAUUUAGUUUGGAUUGACAACCAAAACAACCUUUAAUGAACAGACUCCCUCUCUCUCUCUCCCCCCCUCCCUCUCUCCCCCCUCCCUCUCCCUCUUCCCUCCCUCCCUCUCCCCCCCCCCUCUCCCUCCCUCUUUCUCCCCCCCUCUCCCCCCUCCCUCUUCCCCUCCUCUCCCUCCCUCUUUCUCCCCCCCCCUCUCCCUCUUUCUCCCUCCCUCCCCCCCUCCCUCUUCCCCCCCUCUCCCUGCCCUCCCUCUUCCCCCCCUCUCCCUCCCUCUUUCUCCCCCCCUCUCCCUCCCUCUUUCUCUACCCCCUCUCCCUCCCUCUUUCUCCCCCCCUCUCCCUUCCUCUUUCUCCCUCUCUCUCCCCUCCCUCUCUCCCCUCCCUCUCUCCCCUCCCUCUCUCCCCUCCCUACCCCAGGUAUUCAACGAGGUGUCCAUCCUGUCCAAUGAGUAUGGUUCUAACCGCUACGCUGGCUUCCUGACAGGCCUGGGGAAGCUCAUCCACCUGAAGGACUGUGAUCCAGACCAGAUCUUCCUGGGGGGUCUAGACCAGUAUGGAGACGACGGGGAGUUCACCUACUGCUGGCACGAUGACAUCAUGCAGGGUGGCUGUGUAUUUCUACUUACAGAUGUUACUUGGUGCCUCAGGGUUCAGGGUUCAGUGUAAAAGCACUGCCCUGAUGCCCAACAGAGAGUGGUUGGUCAGUCUGUCUGUCUGUCUGUCCACUAACUUGCUCCUCCCUCUCCUCAGCCAUCUUCCACAUAGCCACCCUGAUGCCCAACAGAGACAGUGAUAAGGGCUGCUGUAACAAGAAGAGACACAUCGGAAACGACUUUGUUAUGGUGGUUUACAACGACUCAGGAGAGGAGUACAAACUGGGGACCAUCAAGGUACACGUACACACACUCACUCACUCACUCACUCACUCACUCACUCACUCACUCACUCACUCACUCACUCACUCACUCACUCGCAGACAAACACAAACACUUUUGUUCUUUGUGUUCAUUUUGAUUAAAUAAUGAUGUAACUCUUCUAUAUUCUUCUCCUCCUUCCUCCUUCUCUCCUGUGUUCUUCUGUGUCCCAGGGUCAGUUUAACUUUGUUGAGGUGAUCAUCAAGCCUCUGGACUAUGGGAGUAACCUGGUCACCCUGCAGUGCAGGAAAGGUGAGAGGGAGGGAAUGAAUAAAUGGGAUGAAUAACAAGAACUAAUAUAUAUAAUGAAGCAGGGAGCCAAGGGGCAAAAAUAAUUAUAAUGAAGUAUUUGCUGAAGUGAAAUGGACUGAUUCUCCUUCUCUCUCCCUCUCUCUCUCUCUCCCCACAUCUCCCUCCCUCCUCCCUCUCUCUACUUCCUCACCUCUCUCUCCUCCCUCUUUCCCUCUCCCCCUCUCUCUCUCUCCCCCUCUCUCUCUCUCUCUCUCUCCCCCUCUCUCUCUCUCUCUCUCCCCCUCUCUCUCUCAUUCUCUCUCUCGCCAUCAGAUCUGGAGGGUCUAGUUGACACCAGUGUAGCGAAGAUCGUCUCGGACCGAAACCUUCCACUGCUGGUACGACAGAUGGCCCUACACGCUAACGUGAGUCUCUCACACACAGAGUCCGAACUCAUUUCUCUAACUGGACAUUUAAUUAAACAUGCUGAUUUAACACACGCUGUCAUGACUGACUGUCUGUAUGUCUGUCUCUCUCUGUGUGUGUUUCAGAUGGCGUCUCUGGUCCACCAGUACAGAGCCAACCCCUCUGAUGCCUACGCUUCCAAGUGGUUGGCCAGACUAAGACACAUCAAGAGACUCAGGACACGGGUGAGAACACACAGACGCAGACACACACACACAGACACACACACACACAGACACACACACACCUUUUUCUAUUGUAUCUCUGAUUACUUGAUGAGCCUUGAUGAGAGUUACAGCACCUCAAAGAACGAACCUCUGUUUCGGACUGACCAGUCAACAUCAAACCGGGAAAUGUAUUAAAUGCAAAAAAAAAAAAAAACUUCUAUAGGUUAGAUAAACGUAGAUGUUGCUCACGAGCUAAAAACACAUAUGUUUAGAGUACCUGGUGAUUACUGAUUAGAAAACGCAUGUUGUGCAAUCAAUCUUUUCUAUAAAGUUGAUGUUUUGAAGUGAAUUUGAAGGACAUUCUUAACUACCUACAUUCCUGACAUGGUCAUAUCACUGAGCUCCUACUGUGACAUUUUCAGACAAUUUCUCAACUAAAUUCUCCUCCCCUUCUGUCCCUCCCUCCCCCCCUCUGUCCCUCCCUCCCCCCCUCUGUCCCUCCCUCCCCCCCCUCAGGCCCAGGAGGAGAUCCAGUCUCGUCCCACCCCCGGUAUCUCUCUGACCCAGAGCCACUCCUCCCAGACCAAGCAGUCCUCCUACCAGCAGGGCGGCGGUGGAGGCUCCAACACUGACUCCUCCGGACAGAGGAAGAGACUGGUCUCCACCGUGGACGACUUCACCGACUUCGUCUGAGCCUUGAGGGCGCAUUCCGAAUGUCAAAUGUACACACUAGUAUACUACUUCGGGUCAAAUGGCACACUACUCCCUAUACAGUGCACUACUGUUGACCAGAGC
This is a messenger RNA of Coregonus sp. 'balchen', 5452 nucleotides long. The record is from the annotation of a GenBank genome assembly. Lineage: Eukaryota; Metazoa; Chordata; Actinopteri; Salmoniformes; Salmonidae.